UGAGGAACGCUCACAACCGGAUCACCACAUCAUGAAGGUGUUCAUCGUUGCCGCCGUCCUGGCCGUGGCCGCCGGUGCCCCGGCCCCGGAGAACCCGCCGUCCUACCGCCCGGCCCCGGCCUACAAGCCGGCCCCCUACCACCCGGAGCCCCAGUACAAGGAGGAGCCCAAGCCGUACGCCUUCGACUAUGCCGUGAAGGACGGCUACUCGGGCGCUGACUUCGCUGCCAACGAGAACAGCGACGGCAAGCAGACCACCGGCUACUACAAGGUGGCCCUGCCCGACGGCCGCAUCCAGACCGUCAAGUACGUCGCCGACCACUACAACGGAUUCAACGCCGAGGUUACGUACGAGGGCGAGGCCCAGUACCCCGAGUACCACCCAGCCCCGGCCUACAAGCCCGCCCCCUACAAGCCGGCCCCCGCCCCCUACAAGCCCGCUCCGGCUCCCUACAAGCCCGCCCCCAAGUACAACUAGUCCGAAUGCCACUGUGAUUCCUGUCCCUGUUGCUGCGUAUUUAUUGUCCAUCAGUGUGUUUGUUUUAUGCAAUACAAUGUGAAAUGAAUA
Amphibalanus amphitrite is the source of this 568-nucleotide messenger RNA. RefSeq names its product cuticle protein 7-like. The transcript is spliced from 2 exons. Bases 32 to 478 code for a protein of 148 amino acids. Gene Ontology annotation, cellular component: extracellular matrix. The record is from RefSeq and is a predicted model, not a curated record. NCBI's taxonomy places the organism in Eukaryota, Metazoa, Arthropoda, Thecostraca, Balanomorpha, Balanidae.